GUCGCUUGCUGUGUCUGUAGUUUUUUAGUAGCUUCCUGUGGACUUUAUUCUAAUUUUUUUAAACCCCAAAUAAAAUGGCUUUACCUGGACAUUCUCCCAACAGAAAUCUGGGAAAAGAAAAGUUUCACAAGUCUCAGCAUUUUGAUUACUCCAAUGAUGUACCAAUGAUGGUGGGAGCAGAGAAGCCUGGCAUUGGAGGAGAACUGCUCUUGGGCCAAAGUGCACGACCUAAAUACUCACUGUUUCCCAAAGCAGAAGGCAGCAAGGCCCCCUCCUGGGUAGCAUUUGACAAGCAGGUUCUUUGCUUUGAUGCAUAUUUCCAAGAAGCUGUUACACAAAGCAGAGAGGAAACUUACAGGAUUCGAAAAUGUAAGAUUUAUUUCUACUUGGAGGAUGACACCAUACAAGUUGUGGAGCCAGUGCUCAAAAAUAGCGGCAUGCAACAAGGAACAGUCAUCCACCGCCAGCGCAUUCCUCUUACAGCUCCUGAUAAUGAGGAGUUUUACAAUGUGCAUCACUUUAACAUCAACCAAGAGAUCGUUUUUUACUCUAGGACAUUUAGGAUAACAGAUUGUGACCCUUUCACACGCAACUUCCUAAUUAAAAUGGGUGUACGUCUCAACAUCCCUAGUGCAGCACCAACAGACCCAUAUACCAAACUUCGUCAGGAGUUUGAGGAAAGCAUGAAACCACUGCGUCCAUAUGAAAGACAGGAUACCUUAAAGCAGUUCCUUGACCAAGAUCCCAAAGUUCUGCGUUUUUAUUGCUACUGGGAUGAUACCCAAAGCAUGUUUGGAGAUGCCAGAGAAUUGAUCUUGCACUACUUCUUGGCUGAUGACACUAUAGAAAUACUAGAGGUCAGAUAUGCAAACUCUGGCCGGGAUACUGCUCCUAAAUUCUUAAACAGGAGCAAGCUUCCAAAGCAUGCUCCUACUCCCAUACGCUUGCCUGGAGAAAUAACAGACCGUACUGUCCUCAAUGCGUUCGGGCCAGCUGGACAUGGGGGUCGCUACAUUUUGGACAGCCUCAAUACUGGUGCUGUACAUGAUGAGUUUUACACGGAUCGUGACCUGACCCUAGGAGGGGUCAUUAACGUCUGGGGCCGGAGAGUGAUUAUUUGUGACUGCGACAACUUCACCAAAGAGUACUAUCGUUCCAAGUAUAGCGUCGUGGACUUCACUCCUGUGAAGUUUAAGGAGUCGCCACCAGCUAAAGCAGCAGUCCCAUUCCCUCCUUACACUGGCUUUGGAUCGGAGGAGGACUCCCUUUGUUCCUGCCAGGGGCUGCUGCCCAAACCCCCCCAGAAAGACUUCAAGAAGCUAAUGGAAAAGGACAGGCAGGGAAUGGUGAGCCAUGUACUGAGAUUUGUAGGCAAGAUGCUGACAGACGACCCUGCUGACAAAGAGCGCACAUUUAUCAUCUCCUUCUACCUCAGUGAUGACACUAUAGCAGUGUUUGAACCCACCCAAAAGAACACGGGAGUUAUUGGAGGUAAAUACCUGGAGAGGUGCCGUGUGAAGAAGCCAGGACAGGAGCUCUUUAAAAGUGAGAUGUCGGAGUACUACAAAGCUCAAGAUUUGUAUGUGGGAGCCAGACUCAGUAUAAAAAACCAUCCUUUUCAGUUAGUGGAUGCUGAUGAGUAUGCUUUCAACUAUAUGGAACAACAUGCAGAAGAGUUCCCCAGGGCCAACAUUUGCACUAUUCAGAGCAAGUUAAAGUCAAUUCCUGAAGAGAAGAGAAAGAAAAUCAAACAGUUCCUGGCACUAAGUGACUCAAGUAACACUGGCUUCAUUCCCUACGAGUCUUUUAGGUCUCUGUUGGCAGAUAUGGACCAUCAGCUGUCAGAGCACGAGAUCAUGACAUUAGGCCGUACCUACGCGGCGAGAGAACAGCCUGAGCUGGAUUUGAGUCGCAUACUGGCCAUUGCUCAGGAUCACCUGAAGAAGAAACAAUUUGAGAGUUUCGCAGACAUGCUGCGAGCUUUCACCCAUGAGGACAGAGACAGAAGUGGGCAUCUUUCCACUAAGGGGGCUAGGAUCAUCUGCAAAUCCUUUCACUUACCACUGGAUGAUGAACUUUUGACAGCCCUUCUGCACAAAUAUGAAAAUGAGUCAGGGUGGAUGGACUAUCAUGCUUUCCUGUCAGGGAUCAACUGGAGAGAGAAUGCCUUUGUACCACUUCCACCAGAUGCUGCCAUGAAAUUUGAUAUAGACUGGAAAGGAGGAGCAGUAGGCCCUGAAGUAAAGACCAUCAACUACUCUCUGUUACUGGAGGAUGUCUUUUGCAAUGCCCACACCAAUACAGUCAGCUGAGAGGCAUGGAGACGUUCUGUCUCCCACAGACAGCAACAUACCGUAAACAAUGAGAACAUGAUUGGACCUAUGUUAAUGAAAGAAAGGUUCAAAUUAAGGUAUAACCUAUUAUAUCACCUUUGUGCAGUAUAUUUGUGUAUGUUUAUUAUGUGUAUGUGUAUCUUAUACAUAGAGUAGAUAAAUGAUAAAGGUAAAAAUUAUUAGCAAAGCUGUAUCUCAUCAUGUGCUACCAGAACAGCUUCACUGUGCCUAGGUACAGAUUCUACACAUAUCUGGAACUUUACUGGAGAAAUAAGAACCAUUUUUCCCAAAGAUAUUUCUUCAGUUGCUUUUUUAAGGAGCUAGUGGAUGGGAGUGCCUUCUAAAACUUUCCUCCAAUAUCUCCAGUAGGUGUUUAUAAGUGUUGCAAUCUGGUGAAUGUGAGGUGAUUCCCAAAGUGUUUUAUUCCUCUUAUACCACAACAAGUUUGAUUUAUUAAAGAAUAAUCUCCCUAUUUAUAGUUACAUUUAUUUUUGUGACAGACUUAAAUAAUGUUAUUAUGUUGUUAUUACUUAUAUUAUGUUGCUAUGACUACUAUAAGCAAUAUACAAUAUAUUCCUGAGAAACUAGAAAUGCCUUUGUUACGUUGCCAACAUCUUAUCUGAAUUAUGCUAUUGGAGAAAAUUAUUUUUAUGAAUAUAAAUAAGAAUGAAGUCAGAGAUGUACAUGCUGUAUACCAAAGCAUGUUUUAUAUAUGGACUUGCAGUCACGGGUAAUUCUUGCAUAGGUCACAACAGGCUGUAAUUAGGCACAUGAUUUGUAAGUGGAUUAUGCAUAACAUAAAAAAGUUAAAGCCUUAGUAAUCAAGGUUUGAUCAUUGAAUGAAUCAUGAUGAGUAAAUUACUUCACACAAGCAUGACUGAAUCUUUGUCCCGAGCCACUACACUUACCAAGUCAUCAACUUUGUGGUCUAUAAUACAAAAGGUCUAUUAGUGCCCACUGCAUAUUUUACCCAAUAUCCUUUCUAAAAUAGGAGUAUGAGCAGGAUGUGAGACACUGUGCUUUCUCCGGACAGUACGUGGACAUCAGAUAAACCUAAAAAUGAAUAUAAUAUACUUCUUAUUCAUUUGCAAUUCUCUUCUGUGUCUACAAAAGUCAGUCACUGAUGAACAUGUGUUUACUGUAUGAAAACGUCAUUGCUAAAUCUUUCCAUUUUCUAUCAUUUGAUCCAAGGAAAGAUAAAUUUAGAGUUCCUAAGUAUCAGCUGAUUCAAUUGGAACAAAUGCAAAUUCUUAUUGGGUAUAAUAAUUACUGUAUUCUGGAUUUUAAUGUUGCCUGGUUCAUGAAAACACCAUAAAAAUGUGUGGAAUUGACAGUGUUUAUGUUUUUUGAUAAUGGAUAAACAUCUUUAAAUACUUAUAAAAUUGUAUGUGUGGCCAGUGAAGCUGAAAUAACAGCUGUAAAAAAAUAAA
Molecule: messenger RNA, 3763 nt
Organism: Clarias gariepinus (North African catfish)
Lineage: Eukaryota; Metazoa; Chordata; Actinopteri; Siluriformes; Clariidae
Gene: efhc2
Product: EF-hand domain (C-terminal) containing 2
Exons: 15
Coding region: 75-2312 (745 amino acids)
Biological process (GO): regulation of neuron projection development
Cellular component (GO): microtubule
Molecular function (GO): calcium ion binding
Source: RefSeq, a predicted model, not a curated record